Trifolium pratense (red clover) is the source of this 4466-nucleotide messenger RNA. RefSeq names its product F-box/kelch-repeat protein At3g23880-like. The transcript has 6 exons. The record is from RefSeq and is a predicted model, not a curated record. Gene Ontology annotation, molecular function: protein binding. NCBI's taxonomy places the organism in Eukaryota, Viridiplantae, Streptophyta, Magnoliopsida, Fabales, Fabaceae. The coding region runs from base 169 to 1422 and encodes 417 amino acids.
UUAACCAAUCCAAACAUUUUGCACACCCCAAAAGAAACAGAAACAGAAACAUUUUGCAACUUUCUCUCUGAAAUAAAGGGUUUCCUCCAUACGCCACCAUUAUCGCCGCCGCUUCACGACCUAGCUUUCAUCCACCACCUUCGGAGCGUCUCCUUCAACAACGCUCUGAUGAGUAGUCCUCCAGCUAAAUUGCGUGUUCAGCCGGACGAUGAGUCUCCGGCGAUCCUCCCUGAUGAACUGAUCACUGAAGUUCUUUCCCAUGCUGAUGUGAAAUCUCUUAUGCAAAUGAGGUGUGUAUCCAAGACUUGGGAUGCUAUGAUAUCUGAUCCUAAAUUUGUGAAACUUCACCUUAAGCGAGCUUCGCGAAACCCUAGUUUGACACUGUUUUUGAGUAAAUCCCGAAUUGAUGGAGAUAAUAAUGUUGUGCCGUUUCCUGUGAGUUGUUUAAUUGAGAAUCCAAUGAUCACUCUUCCGAAUGACCCUUAUUUUCGAUUAAGGGCUAAGGAGUGUCGCUAUGUUAUUGGUUCUUGUAAUGGUUGGCUUUGUUUACUUGGUUAUUCUUCCAUUGGUGCUUAUAGACAGAUCUGGUUGCGUUUCUGGAACCCUGCAAUGCACAAAAUGACCGAAAAGUUAGGGUAUAUUUGGGAUAAUAUUUUGGGUCUGUAUACCCAUUUCAAGUUUGCAUUUGGUUAUGAUGAAUUGUCGGAGACUUAUAAGGUAGUGCUGUUAAUUUUGGAUGAAGCUAGAAAUAGAACUAAUGUGCAAAUUUUAAGUUUGGGUGAUGAUAUGUGGAGAAGUAUUCAAAGUUUUCCUGCGGUUCCUCUUCCUUUCCGCUAUUCUAAUCCUGGUGUGAAUGAUGUUGUGUAUUUGAAUGGUAGUCUUAACUGGUUGGCCCUUCGCGAUAGCUUUCGUUCUAUUGGUGUUUAUGGUUGGAAGAACGUUAAUGUCAAAGAGUUUGUCAUUAUUUCACUUGAUCUUGGAACUGAGACAUAUAGACAGUUGAUGCCUCCUUGUGGUUUUGAUGAAAUGUCACCUGUUGAACCAUCUAUAUGUGUUUUGAAGGAUUGUCUCUGCUUUUCUAAUGAUUAUAAGAGAACUGAUUUUGUUAUAUGGAAGAUGGAAGUAUUUGGAGUUGAGGAAUCUUGGACUCAACUGUUUAGAAUUAGUUACCAGAAUCUACAGAGUAUGCAUCUUGACUUUGUUGACUUGCAAUAUUCUCAAUGGUUGCCAUUGCACCUUUCUGAUCAUGGUGACACACUGAUAUUGGCUAACAAGCAAGAACGGCAAGCAAUUCUAUAUAAUUUGAGAGAUAAUAGAGCAGUGCGAACUAGAAUUACCGAUGACAUACAGUGGUUCUCUGCCAAGGUUCAUGUUGAAAGCUUGGUUUCUGACAUUUUGAAACCUCAGGUACAUCAACCCUAAUUAAUGGUACAUUGUCAGAUGGUUGGAGAAAAGAUAGACAGGAGCUUAUUGGAGUACAUUUGCCUCAGUAACAGUACUCAUUUUGCACAAGACAUUUAUGGCCCUCUUGACGUCUUUCGUUUAUGUUUCUUUGAAAACAUUUGAAGCAACUCACUGUUUAAUAAUUGUUCUGUUUUACAACUCUGCUCCUGUUUGUUUAGAAGCAGAUUGUAAUGGUGAGAAGCAACGAGCACUGACUUGAUUUUACAUGAGUGAAUGGUAAAGCUUCCUUGGUCUUCUACCAAAGCUUCCGUAUUGUAUUGUUCCAGAUCCCCAAGCUCUAUAUAUAAAGACGUUCCUUUCUCAGGCAUCUACCUAGCUCUUUCAAGUUUACAUUUGAUUAUGGUAAUUCAACCAACACUAGUAAUAUGGUGGUCCGUGGCGUUAAACUUCAACAAUUCCAUUGAAGCUCAAGUGAGAGCAGCAGUAAGAGUGGUUUGGGUGGCAAUGCUUCGAUAAAUAUUUUGUUUUCUCUUGUUUCUCUUCAGUUCAGUAGUUACCGGGUGACUGGUGUUGUGUAUUUGAUGGAAGAUCUUAACUGGAUGGCCAUUGGCAAUAACUUCAGGUAUGAUUGUAAUGUUAUUAUUGCCGAGCAAUUCAUGAUUAUUUUGUUGGUUUGGGAAUGAUGAAACUGUCUGGAUAUAGGAUUUUGGAUAAUCUUAUGAGGAGGCCAGAAUAUACAUAGAUAUAAUUACAGCAUUUAUUAGGCAAAAAAAAAAUACAGUAUUUAUAGCAAUUAUGAUUAGAAUAUUACUACCCUUAUUCGAGUUCAGAUCCACUCCAUUUCUUUAUCCUCCUUUUAUUCCAGUCCAAUUAUUAGAUUUGUGACAUGUGGCAAAAACACAUCUAAAGACUAUUACGCAUCCUUUUCUUCUUCCUUGCAUCAAUUCAUCUCUCCGCCGCCGCCCCUCCUCUCACUGUCUCUCUUCUCUAUCCAUUACUUUGAUCAAAGCGGCAAAGCUCCUCCCUAACCAAUUCUCCCUUCACAAAGCAGAAGAACCACAGAUCCACAACUUCACUUACACAAUCCAAUUCCAAGUUACAAAACAGAAAAUGCUGGAUAUCACCGUCGUCUUGUUCUCGGUGGUGCAAAAUUUCGUCUCAUUUUCAUCUCUCGCCGUCAUCUCUAACACACCCUCUCUUCGUCGCCUCGUUCUUGGAGAUCCAAAACGUCAUCACAAAUGGCCCAGAUCUUUGCCGUGCUUUUCGACCCCGGCGGUGGCAGUGAAUAAUUUUCUACACUAGCGUAGUGGUUGUAACUCAUGGUAUUAAUUGACAAUUGCGCCCUAAAUUCAAAAGGGAAGCUGUAGUGGACUUGAUAAGCUAAUUUAACCAUGAAAACAAAACAGUGAUACAGCGGCGGCAAUAACAGGUAACGGGAUGUGUUUUUUGUGGCGGCGGUAGCGAAACAAAAUUGAAACACCAUGGCGGCAACUUCGACACAGUGCGGCGGCGGCGGGGUGGUUCAUGACGGUGGUGGCUAGAAGGCAAAGAGGCAAAGAGAUAUGGUGGAGCAAGAAGAUAGAAACCAGGAAGUGUUUCUAUGUGGCUUUCAUAAGAUGAAGUUUUUAAUCACAGCCAUUUAAACUCUUAACUGCCAUGUACAAAAACUGGAAUAAAUGGAGGAUAAGGAAAUGGAGUGGAUCUGGACCCCUUUUUUUCCCUUCAAGUAACGGAAUUCAAAUCUAAGGAUUUCCGUUUUGAUGGAUUCUUUUAUUAUUCUUGCAAUAGGAAAAUAAAAUAAGAUGCAACCAAGAACACCGAGGUUCAAUCCCAUGUCAUCAUAGUUCAAAAGUGUCCUCAACCACUAUGCUAAAGCAUUUAUUGUAUCAUAUAACACACAUAGUAUAGUAUAUACAGAGGUUCGAUCCCGUGUCAUCAUAGUUCAAAAGUGCCAUGGCCAUCGCCUGUCCCACCAAAACUCCACCACUGGCGGCUGUAGUGUUUACUAUUGCGACUAAAUUUGCAGAUGUUUGCUGCUGCUAAAUGCUUCCAAAAGAAGCACCUUGUUUUAUUAGCCAUUUUUUCAAUUUGAAAUAUUUUUAUAGCCAAAUAUCAGAGGUUAAUUUGUCGGGGGGAGGGGAAAUUUGUUAGUAGUAGGGAUUGAACCUUGGAUCUCGUACAUAAUAUGUUUUGCAUAGGUACUUUAAACCUUUGAUGCUUAAACUUGUUUUUUUCUUUUUCUUUUUUUUUUAUUUACGUUUAUGUUUUGCAUAAUAAUUAUUUCAUAUUUAUGAAUAUUUCGUGAAUUAAUGUUUUGGAGCUUGUAAUUUGAUUUUGCAUGCCAUCCAAACAGAUCUAUAAAUGAAAAUCACUUUAAUAUAUCUUGAUAAGGUUGGAAUUUUUUACUUUCCUAAUAUAAAAAUCUAAAAAAUUCACUUUUGGUAACAAAUAUUUUAUUGUUACUUUCCCGUCAUUAUGGCAGGGAUCUACCUAGCUCUUUCAAGUUCAGUUUGAUUACGAUAAUUCAACUGACAGUUGCAAUGUGGUGGUCCGUGUCAUUAAACUUUCGACGAUCCCAUUAAAGCUUAAGUGAGAACCGCAGUGAGAGUGGUUUGGGCGACAAUGCUUUGAUAAAUAUUUAGUUUUCUCUGGUUUCUUUUUAGUUCGGUUGUCCUAGAGGGUGACUGGUGGUGUGUAUUUGAUGGGAAGCUCUUAACUGGUUGGCCAUUCGCAAUAACUUCAGAUGACGGAAUCAAGAGUUGAGAUUAUCUUUGACUCAAUGGUUGUCAAUGGCUCAAUGCACCUUUCUGAGAAUGGAGAUACAUUGAUAUUUGGCUAAUGAUCUAGAAGAUCAGGAACGAAGAUAGAAACUGCCUGUAGUGAUAUUUGUGAAGAGAUGUUUUUUCCUCUAUGUUCACAAUAUUUUGAUUUAUAACAAUUUCGAUGCUUUGCUAUUUGGCAGAACGAAGAUACUCAUUUAAGGUUGAUGUAAAGAUUGACAUUUGUAAUCAUGGAAUGGUUUUGUUGGAGCUAUCUGAAGUUCUCUUUUUUUUCUUCUGUGA